CGCAACCCUCUCACGUGUAAAAACAAGUGUGCAUCAAUUGGAAUGCAUACUAUAUAACUUCGUCCGUUGCAAGUUAGAAGCCGUUGCGUUGUGGCAUUCCGAGCGCAGGGCUCGCUGUCUAACUAUAUUAUUAACCCUCGCCUGCGCGCAUGCGCAGCGAGGGUUAUUGCAGUCGGUCUGUCUGUGUGUGUGUGUGUGUGCGUGUGUCCGUCCGUCCGUCCGUCCGUCUGUCCUCCGUUUUUCUCGGUAACCGCGGCAACUCUGAGCGUGAAACGUGGACAUAUUUUCAACUAGGAGGAAUGCAUGGUAAAAUAAGAUUCUGGAGCGGAGAAGCCUGGGGGAAGCUGGUGAAACGGACGGCUGCCGAGGUUUCCAGCAACAGUAUCGAGUAUGACUGACUGGUAGGUCGAUGGUGCUCCCACAGAGAGUGUCCCAGUCUGGCAUGGGAGAUGAUGAGACGUAGAGGAAGGUUUUGACGUAGCUCAUGU
This is a messenger RNA of Geodia barretti, 488 nucleotides long. The record is from the annotation of a GenBank genome assembly. NCBI's taxonomy places the organism in Eukaryota, Metazoa, Porifera, Demospongiae, Tetractinellida, Geodiidae.